AAUUAAUAAUGCACAUGCGGCUGCAAAUAGUCUGAAAUAGUCCAACGCUUUGGUUAUAACGGUGAUAAUUAACUUCUGCAAUCUAAACGAUUUCUUGCUGAUAUAUAAUUGCUGUGUGCAAAGUUGACCAGCAAUUUUAAUUGGUUGAUCAAAAUAUGGAUCAUCCAAUUUUGCCUAAUGAUUCUAAAGCAGAAGAAAUUACUGAAGGAAAUGAACCUUCAUUUAAGUUAGAUGAACCUGUUACUAUAACUCUAAAUGUAAAUCCACUGACUAAUGUCAAUGAUGAGGAAGAGAGCCUAUCUUUUGUAGUGCUUGGUUCAGAUUCAGUGGAGGCUCAAGCUUCCUUAUUAGCUUCGUACACCGAUCUUCAACAGAAGAGCAUGUCAAUUGAUUAUAAGUCAUGGGUGUCGUCAAUGACCAUAACUGCGAUGCAACACAAAUUAGUAGAAGUGUUGCAAGAAAAUGUGAAAUUGAAGGAAACUUUAAGGCAGAACAAUGUAUCCAUGAAACAACAGUUUAAUACCCUAGCAAUGUGGCAGGAAGAAGUGACGAAAGUUCAUCUGAAUCACAAGCAACAGUUCGCAGAAACUAAAGAACUUAUAAAUCAUCUGAAAAUGGAAAAUGCAGAGCUGAAAUAUAAAUUUGCAUGCUUAUUUACACAUUUUGAAGAUAUGACACUUAAGAUUAGUAAAUCUGUUUCUGAGGAUUUGGCCAAUUUGAUUUCUAAUAGAAAGCUAAAAGAAUCCUCUUUCAUAUUCAAGGACAUUUUCGAACUUGUACCUGAAAUAUCCAACUUAACAAUCAAUAGGUGUAAACAAUAUAUAACAUCUAUAAUAUCGGAGAAAUUGGAUGAGAAAUUGGAGAGAUUGAAAGAGGGACAAAAAAAAUUGCCGCAAUUAGAAACGGAAAAAGAAUUAGAAUUCGAAUCAGCGAUGAUAGAUGACAGAAUAAAACAAAAAUUGCAGCAAUUAGAAAUGGAAAAAGAAUUAGAAUCGGCGAUGAUAGAUAACAGAAUAAAUUGCAAACUUUACAGUGAUGUAGAGACCACAGAAAGUUCGAAAUGUUCGGGAGCAUACUCUGAAAAGAAUCAGGAAAUUGCUUGCUUAAAAGAAUCCAAUGCUCUACUCGAAUGGAAAUUGCAAUGUGUUUUUACUCCUGUUGAACAAGAUUCAUUGGAAACGUCCAAUUUAAGUCAUCAAAAAUUUGUACAAAAUAUAAAGCAAUAUAAUGAUAUAUUACAAGAAUUAACCAAAUGUUUUGUAGAACAAGUAGAACGUUUUGCUGCCUUAGAAAAAAGUUUAAAGAAAAUUACGGAUAUACUUAGACUUGACAACGAUAAAAUGCAGUGUGAAGAAAAACUAUGUCAGUAUUACAAUGAAUUAACUGAUGAGCAAAUAAAAAUUAUUACUGAUAGGCAGACGCUAAUAAAAUCACAAAACCAAUUCCAAAAGAUAUUCUCCGAUUACAAAUCUGUUCUAUAUGAAUUGCAAGUAAUGCUCGACGAAAACGCAAAAUUAAACAUUUUAAAGGAUAAUAGCGCUCACGAGAAUUUAGAAACGUCAGAGCAACUGGAACGCGACAAGCAAUCAUUGGAACAAGAAAAGAAAAUUUUCGAUCGAGAAAAGAACAAUCUAGAAAAUGAAAAAAAAUCCUUCGAAAGCCAGAAAAAGAGUUUGGACAUGGAACGUGUAUCGUUGCAAGACGAGAGAAAACUUUUAGAGCAGGAAAAGAUCAGUUUAAAUGAAGAAAAAAUGUCACUUGAUCAUCAGAGUCAGUUAUAUGAAGAUUGCGAAAGAGAUCUACAAAAUGAAAAAAAAAUAUUACAAGCUUGUAAUGGACAAUUGCUGAGUGAAAUAAAUAGCUUGCGACAAAAAAUUGAGGAGAAAGAUGCGCAAUUUAAAAAGAUAUUAGAACAGCUUGCACAAAGCACGGAAGAGAUACAAUUGUUAAGAUCGCAAUUAUUGCUUUACGAAGAAGAUUUUCAACAGGAGAAGAAACUGAAAGAAGCGUUGUUGGAAGAAAAAAAUAAAUUGGACACGGAAUUGCUGAAGCAAAUAGAGUUUAACAAACAGUUACAAGAAUCUAACAAUGCCAAUGUUAAGUUAGGACACACGUUUGAAGAACGAAACUUUGUGCGAUGUCCAAAAUGCUUGAUGAUAUGUCAAAGUUCAUCAGAUUUGUUAUCGCAUAUUAACACAUGUGAAUAUGCUUUAACUUAAUAUAACAUAAAUUCAUUAGAAAUCAUAUAAGUAUGUACACUCUCAUACAAGAAGAAUGACUUCACAUUA
Trachymyrmex septentrionalis is the source of this 2288-nucleotide messenger RNA. Its product is annotated as girdin-like. The coding region runs from base 156 to 2219 and encodes 687 amino acids. The record is from RefSeq and is a predicted model, not a curated record. NCBI's taxonomy places the organism in Eukaryota, Metazoa, Arthropoda, Insecta, Hymenoptera, Formicidae. Gene Ontology annotation, biological process: regulation of canonical NF-kappaB signal transduction. Gene Ontology annotation, cellular component: nucleus; cytoplasm. Gene Ontology annotation, molecular function: K63-linked polyubiquitin modification-dependent protein binding. The transcript has 7 exons.